AUGAGGAGCAGAGGCAGGGGAGACGCUCCGCAAACGCCGCUGUAAAUAAAUACAACAAUCACUGAGGCCAGAGAAACAUGGAGAACCAGUGCACAGUGCAGGUGAAGCUGGAGUUGGGCCACAGAGCUCAGCUGAGGAAAAAAGUGACAUCAGAAGGCUUCACCCAUGACUGGAUGGUGUUUGUUCGAGGGCCAGAGACCGGCGACAUCCAGCACUUUGUAGAGAGAGUCGUCUUCCGCCUGCAUGAGAGCUUCCCCAAACCCAAGAGAGUAUGCAAGGAGCCUCCAUACAAAGUAGAGGAAUCGGGCUACGCAGGCUUCCUCAUGCCUAUUGAGGUUUACUUCAAGAACAAGGAGGAGCCAAAAAGGGUUUGCUUCAACUAUGACCUGUUCCUUAACUUGGAGGGCAACCCACCUGUCAACCACCUACGCUGUGAGAAGCUCACCUUCAACAACCCCACCAAAGAAUUCAGAAGAAAGCUGAUCAAAGCCGGAGGGAUAUUGGUGGUCCCUGAAGGGGAGGCUGUGUCGAGGCCCAGUCCGGAUUACCCAAUGCUCCCCACCAUCCCACUUUCUGCCUUCUCAGACCCCAAGAAGACCAAGACCUCUCAUGUAUCAAAGGAACCCAGCAAAGAAGGAAGUGGUGGCAGCAGCAAAGGACCCAAACCACACAAGCUGACCAAGGAGCACCGGGAACGACCACGAAAAGACUCUGAGAGCAAAGCCACGUCAAAAGGAGACGAGAGAGAUGGAAACAGCAAGAGUAGCCGUGACCCUUCCUCAUCGUCGUCUUCGAAAAAGCCUGCAGAGAUCAAAGUAAAAGAUGAAGUUAAGGUCCUACCCAAGGCAGCUUUCAAGGAGCCUAAACUCACUCUGAAGGAAUCAAAGAUGGAGGGCAUGUCCCCUAAAGGUGGAGGGGCAGGAAGCGGAGGGGGAGGUGGGGGAGGAGGCGGGGGAGGGCCGGUGGAGUCCAAAGCUCCGGGGAAACGACCCUCCACGGUGGAGUCUCCCAAACCCAGCGCUAAGAAGCUGAAGAAGGGCAGCUCUGAGGGACCGAAGGGGCCGACAGGUGGGGCCUUCACAGGAACAUCGCCUCGGGUCUCUUCGUCCUCUGCAGCCAGCCAGGCCUACGCCGAGAAGAAGCCCCCCAAAGAAAAAGGGCGCUGGCCCAAAAGCAAAACUGAAACACAGGAGCUGAAGGAGCACAAGAAACUUCAAGAGUCAGAGGAGUCAAAUUCGGAGGAUGAAGCGUCAUCCAAGUCAGAGCAGUCGGCUCCUUCGAGUCCCUCCAAUUCCAGUUCCAGUUCUGACUCCAGUUCAGAUUCAGACUUUGAGCCUGUACAGAAACAAGGACAAGGCCCGCUGAGAUCCAUGGUGGAAGAGAUCCAGUCAGAAGAGUCGGACGAUGACGACAGCAGCUCAGAAGAAGAGACGCCCAUCAAAACUAACCCAGCCAACCGCGACUCUCGACUCAGCCUGGACAGCGAGAGUGACAGCAGUGACGGCUCACACCGCCCCAGUCGAGACCCCGCCCCACCCCCACAGAAACACAGCUCCUCCAAUAACAAAGUGGUCAGAAAGAGUCCAGAUUCCUCAUUUCGCUCAGAGAAGGUGAUGAAGAAGGGAUACGACAAGGUAGGAAGGGCCUACACGGAAGAACUGGUGGACCUCCACCGCAGACUGAUGGCAUUAAGGGAGCGAAACGUCCUCCAGCAGAUUGUCAACCUGAUCGAGGAGACGGGCCACUUCAAUGUGACAAACACCACCUUUGACUUUGACCUCUUUUCACUGGACGAGUCCACUGUCCGCAAACUACAGAGCUACCUGGAAGCGACGGCCACGUGACAGGAAGCAGAAGCCGGUGUGUGGAUGUCAGCGGCGGAGGUAGCCUCGCCAUUAACGUCUGCUCUUUAAGGAGGAGACGAGCAGCCAAAUCUGCCGCAGCCUUUUCACAAGCCCGACUGAAGCAUCAACCAACUACCACACGAACAAACGCAAGCACACAACACCACCUUCGGAUGGCCCUGGGGAGAAAACUGGAGGAGGCGAGGGCGGGAAUGCCACAGAAUCUGUACUCCGUCUAUAGCCAGGAUUUUCACUACACAUCUCUUGUCUUGAGUAUGUGCAGAGCUGUGGAAUUCACCCCACACCCCUUUCAUUCACCCUCCUGCACUCAUAUUGCUCCGCCUUUACAAACCUAAUACUUCCCCUCCUUCUCCUCUUCUUCCCCGUUGACAUCCACACUCCUUACUUGGCAGAACACUCCAGUUCCCUCCCCCUUGUUGUCAGCUGGAGCUCAUUUCUCUCCCAACAUAUUCUUGAGUUUUGUGUUUGUGUGUGUGUGUGUGUGUGUGUGUGUGUAUGUAUGUGUGUGUGUGUGUGUCUUCUGAGGUUAAAGAGAUGCUGUCUUUGUGGUUACUGACUUCUCUUUGUUUGUUAAACUUGAUCAUGAACAGCUGCUUCAGUUCCUUCCUCAAACACACACAUGCAUGCCAACAAACAUUUAGGUUGCACUUGACUGUUAGCCCCCCUAUUUAGCAUCGAUUGCUAGCAUAAAACACUGACUUAAUGUGACUUUAGAGCACACUUUAAUGUAGUUGCAAGCACAUAUGUUUAUUAGUCAGAAAAAAAGAAAACUUUAGUUUAACUGACUCAAACAGACGUGAGGAGACACUGACCUUGUGUCAUCAGUUAUGAUUGACAUUUAACUGAACUCCUCAAAUGGCCUCACAAGUCUGGGUUGGUGUUUAAGCUCAGAAUGAAUGAAAAUGUGUUAAAUAUAAAAAGUCUUUAAAGGAAAAUUGUUAGCAAGUACAUUAAAGUGUGUGUAUUUUUUUUUUAAAGUUCUUGUACGUGCUAAAAGGGGGGUAGAAGAACGAACAUUUCCUCUGCUUCUUCCACUUCACUGUACAUGAAAACACUGAGAUGUCAGCUGUGUGUCUGCGUGAGACUGCUGAGGUUUUUCUGUUAUCUGAACAUCUGAAAACAUGUUCUGUUGAGUUUCCCCUCUGCUUCCUCACACUGAAAGCUGAGCCUUGACCUCCUACCAACAACUCCCCCUCCCUCCCUCAAAAAGGCCCCUUACACCUCCCCCCUCCAUCCUCCCUUAUUCCCUAUAAUGGCGUGCAUGAAAGGGCUCGACUGCUCGCGACCAGAGCGAUGGAGGAUCACUCCUGAAUUGCCUUUCUAGGUGGUGGGUAGGGGAGGGUGGGUUUAAAAAGCCGUGAAAAAGUAGCCAUACUUGUUUCCCAGAAUCCAAAAAUAAGAGUAAAAUAGGGGCCACGCUUUUUUAUGUUUUAUUUUUCUACAAGUGCAUUUUGUGUAUUUAUUCCCAGACUGCGGUUAAGAUAACCUGUGAGCUAUGAAUGUAUAUCACUUUUACUUUUCUAAGGCUAGCAACAGCCCCACUCUAGUGCCUUUUUCUGCAACUUGCAGUGUGAGGGGGGGUGCGCGGUCUGUUAGUCAUGCCCACACAGAUUCAAGACCAACCCCCCCCCCUACAAUACCCCCCUUGGGGAAACAAGUGUUAAUUGGGAUGCCUGAAAAUCCAGUAUUGUCUUAAUGGCUUCCAUCCCUUCCAGUGUCUUUUAAGGCUGUUUUCCUUUUAUCAAAAUCUCUGUUCAUGGAGCCGGCUAGAUGGUGAUUCGUCAUUGAUGGGUGGUCAUGUUUUUGUGUUCUUGCUCUCUGAGAUUAGGUUUAGGAUUUUUUACUUUUUUUUUUUUUUUUAAGAGGAAGCACCAGUUGACUGUGGUAGUUUCUCAGUUUAAUUAGCUCUAGUAAGAGCUGUGCCAGCUGUGUUUUUGCUUUGUGUGUUUUGUGAGAGUGUUGUUGUUAAAAAAAAGAGUCCGGGCUCUCUCUUGAAGCAGCUUCAAUCGUUUGAACUAAUGGUGGGGCAUUUGAUACGUGGAUGGCAAGCACUUACACAGCAACAAUAAUGGACAUGUAAGCAGAACAAGGAGCAAAGAAAACUUUUUUUUUUCUCAUUUCUCUCCCUUCAGAGGCUGGAAUUGUUUCACUGAGGCCUGAAUCGAGAAGUCAGACUCUUUAUGGAUAACUCGCUUUAAAGGUUUAACAAAACUGGCUCCCAUUAACCAACUAGCAGAUUAGUGAGCAUCAGCUUCAUGGCUUAGUUGGUUUAAUAAUGAGCAUAAACAACAUUGCACAUUGUAGAUUUGCUUUUCUUUACACAUUUAAUAUAUUAAUUAGCAGCAAAAACAGUUUUCUGUUCUUCUUUCUUUAAAAUAUUGUAUGAUUUUGUUAGAGAAAGCAGUAGAUUAUACUCUGAUUGACACUGGCCGAUAUUGGCAUAUAUCACAACCCCAAGCAGUUGGUAAAUAAACUUGUGUGUCCUCUGUGGUGGACAGUGUUUUAAAACAGUUUUUGUCAUGUCUGCACUUCAGUUGCUUGUUAUUUAUCUUACAAAUAUGCUGACAGGCUACCAGACUUAUGCUUAAGUCUGUCAGUUAGUUUUGAAAGAGGAAAUUGGGAUAUGCACCAACAUUUUAUGAGGCUUCCUUUAACCAUCCUCCUUCAACUUUGAUUUUAUCUGGCCUGGCAGUUUUUGCAUACUCUUUAAGACAAAUAAAUGGCACUGAAAACAUACCUGCAGGUUUACUGGCCUUCUUCUACCAAGGAUGUCACAGGAAAUAAAUUGAGAAAAACAGGGAGAUAAAGCCAAAUUCCUAAUUUUAUCCCUUAUACCUAUGCCUCCAUUUUGCAGAGCCAUCCAUCUACAUGGCCUAAAAGCUGUAACUAAAACAAGUGGUUGCACCUAUUCUACCCAUCAAUUUCUAACAUAUAGUGCAAAGCAUGCUACCCAUGGCUACCAACAUGAUCAACAUAAACCUUUUUAAUGCACUGAUAGGUACUGCAAAGAUUAUUAUGCUCCAUUACGGCAGCUCAGAGGAUCACACUGGAACUGGGUCUGAACAGUUUUAGAAAUCAAAGUGACAAUCAUGAGUUUAACAAAUUUACAUCUACACACUAAAAAUGAGCACCUAGGUAAUUACGUCGAGUUGUUUUCAGUGCAGUCUUUUUAUUAGGAUGUAUGAGACGAAGUUAAUAAAUCCCAGGCACUUAUCAAAUGAAUUAAUAAAUAACUGAAAGCCAUGAUUAGGUUAGCAGAUUCGUCAUGGUUACAGUGGAUGUUGCACUCUGAUUUCAACAACUUGAUUAUAGUUUAUGACUGCGCAGUAUAUCAGAAAUGUAACAUUAUUGCAGUAUACAUAUCGCUAAGGCUUCUGGCUUUAAACAGGACAAACACAGGUGUAUUAAUGAGGGCUGCACCCCAUUUUAGAGGAAGAUUAGCAUCUAUUGAAAUAUUUAUGUAUUGCUAGUCAUAUCAUUGUAAUAUUCAGCAAUGACAUCGCAUGUUCCGUGUUUUCCUAACAUCAUACAGCCCUACUGCAAUUUAAAUAUGACCAGAUAAAUACUGGGGGUCUGACAGGCAUGUAGAUGUUUGUUUUGUUUUUGUUUUUUUUUAACCAUGAAAUAAUGAGCAAUAACUUUUGUUGAACCAUACUGUAUACAGACUUUCUCUUUAGCUUUCCAUAUCAGUGAACAUAGAAGCACAGUCUCUAGAUAUUCUCUGUACAAUAUAAUACCAACUCUUCAGUUGUAGCGUAUUUUAAGGUUUGAUUAUUGUAUUAUUUGAUUAUUAUGUAUUUUUAUGUCUUUUUUAUAUUUACUGUAUAUCCCCUUCUUGUUUUUAGUUUUUUUUUUUAUAUUUGUAACUCCCUCGUGUUUUGUUGUUGCACUGACCAAAUCUCACCAUCGGUUUCACCGUAUUAUCAGUGACACUACCGUUGAUCCAUUUGGCUGCAACUGGCAGUGGGUUAACACAACCAGGAGCCAGUUUUGUGAGACCAGUUUAUAGUCUUUUUCUGAAGCUGCAAAACCUCCAGAAACAGAUGAACUUGCUUCAUGAUUCAGGCCCCUCAUGUAUUAAUUCCUUUGGCCCUUCUUGGCUUCAAACACACAGGCUUACAAUGCAGACACACCAGCCCACUGUGGGACAGUCCUUUGGUAAGCAGUCCACUUCCUCGCCUCCUCAUCUUCCUGCUGAUGGUGUUUUUAUUCUGACACUUCGAUUUAAUAGCUUUAAUACUUGGCCCUCUUUUUCCUGUUGUCCCACCACAUGUACACACCCUCUUACUGUAAACAUCGUCUGAGCACGGAAAUUUUUCUCAGUUUAAAAAAAGAAAAGAAAACCUGGAUCCACGCCGCCUUAUGUGCCCUGCAGUAACCUCCCUUCUGCCCUCUCCCCCCUCUCCCCUCCGUGCCACCUUCCUCUCCUCAAGGUGUGCCUCUGUCAACAGAACUUCAGGCCGUGGUUUCUGAGAACUAACUUUGCAGCUGUGUGAGUGACGUAUGCGAGUGUGUUCGUCAGUUGAUGAAGAACAACUUUCUGUCCUCCUCUCUGUGCACCGAUGUGGGAACUUUUAAGUCCUAGUUCAUGAACUCUGACCUUUGACCAGGCACUCAUUCAGUCCCUUUUGGUGGUGGCGGCGAGGGGGCGAAGCCCCUCUGUCUAUCCACAGUCAAUGUUUUAUUUAUGGACCUCUGCACUUUUGGCUGUGAUGACUUCAGUACUUAAGUAGUUACCUAAACUGUAUUUUUAAGGAUUUUAUACAAUAUUUACAUGCAAUACAAUAUGAAUUGAGUUUUUUUAUUUGCCAACUUUUUUGGUUUUGUUAUUUAAUUGUCUUUACUUUGGCAUGUGUUGUCAUCUUUCACCAACAAACAUGCCUGUUGAAUCUAAUUUUGGCAUGAUGUUGUUAUGCGGGGAUGUUCUCUGUACGUUUUUUGUGUUUCUGAAUUCUGAUGACAGCUGAACACGAAGAAGCUGGUGUAGGAAAAUCUUUGCUGGAUGAACGAAACGUUGUCCCCCUCUGCUUUGAGUACAAAUAACUGGACCAGAAGGGAGGACACCAGUUUUGUUUUGUUUUUUUCUUCCUUGUGUCAUGUAUGGCUCGCUCUGAUUUUUGUACGCAUUCAUAGGAGUGUCAUUGUCACUUGAUUUAGGGAUAACUUAAGCAUGAAGAAACGCACCAUAGGAUACAAAGUUGCAAAGUGAGGGAAGCUGUUCUGGUGGUAAAAGUGUCAUUUGUUUUAGCCAGAAAUGGGGAAAUUAAUAAAAAUAAAUAAUUAAAAAUCUGUAACUUAAUUACUCCCAGGAUGUAUUGCUACAAGCUGUAAAGAUAAAGGUUUGGUGAAAACACAACUGCAGUUUGGAUCGGAUUGAAUAUAGCAUGUAUGGUGCCUUGAUUAUUUUAAAAUCAACUCUUUUUUUAAGUUUAUACUUUUCUUACUUGUAUGGACUAUUUUUCCUCAACUGAGCUGAGGAUCAUGGGUACUGUAGUGUUUAAGAGUCAUGCAUUGGACAAAAACAAAAAAUCCUUAAAGGUGAUCAUACGACCCAGAAUUUGUAAUAUUAUUGAAAACAGACAGAAAAACAACAGCAGUCCCUUCACUUUCUAACUCUGUGACAGUGGAACAUUUCAGCUGAGACUAUAUUAUAUAUAUGUGUAUGAUACUACAAAGGUAGAUUAUCUACUGUGUGGAUCUUUAGCAGACAAAGUAAAAGAGCAAAUGGUUCCUUGCAGAUGUGUGGAGGUGGGUGGGAGGGGCAUGUGCAGACGGGGUGUUUCCUGUGUCAGUGGUGUCAUAAUGUGUCUGUGACAAGGGGACAAGGUUGUCUGUAUUUCUAAAGGUUUAGUUUUUUUGUUUUGUUUUUUUUAAUGGGGCUAAAGGGGGAGGGAUGGGGAGGGUUGAGUAUGAAAUGUGUUCCAUGUAUGUGGUCAAAGCAACAACGGGCAGAACAAAUGAACUGGAUAGCAGAAGAACAAUUUGGUAUUUUUAAAAAGAAACACUUGGCAUUGCGAUGCCACCAUGUGGCCAUGUGAUGCAAGUCGUUAACAAGGAUGAAACAUGUUAUUUUAAUGUUAAUUUUUAUUUGGAAAUCAUAUUAUUAAUAAAGUCAUUAAGUACUGUU
This is a messenger RNA of Melanotaenia boesemani (Boeseman's rainbowfish), 7992 nucleotides long. RefSeq names its product MLLT1 super elongation complex subunit a (gene mllt1a). Gene Ontology annotation, cellular component: super elongation complex. Gene Ontology annotation, biological process: regulation of DNA-templated transcription. The record is from RefSeq and is a predicted model, not a curated record. The coding region runs from base 78 to 1844 and encodes 588 amino acids. Lineage: Eukaryota; Metazoa; Chordata; Actinopteri; Atheriniformes; Melanotaeniidae. The transcript has 12 exons.